ACUUCAUCGUCAGAGCAUGAUUGGAGAAGCAGUAAAGGCACUCCGACCAGUAAGCCUCAUCAACAAAUUUGGGAGACGCAUAAAGACCAUGACCGACGCCUCAAUGGCUGCAAGACUUCGCGCGUUCAGCAAGCUCGUACCUGAGCUUGAAAGCGGCCUGAAGGCCUUCCAGAGCUCAGAGGCGAAGUUCCGAGUACUCAAGACCAUAACUCCAUCACAUGAGGAAGCGCAGAGUCCAUCUUUGCCAACUGCCGACCAGUCGCCAAAGACGCUGUUUAUCCUAGAUUCUUCCUUCAACCCGCCAUCGAUCGCCCACAGAACACUUGCGCAAUCCGCAUUGGAGCGAGCUUCUUCUGCCCAACAUGCCAAGCCUCAUCGUCUACUACUACUCUUUGCAAUCAUGAACGCAGACAAGGCUCCUUCGCCUGCUUCCUUCGAACAACGCCUCGCUCUAAUGACAGUCUUUGCGCGGGAUCUACAAGACUCUUUUCAGCAAGAACCCGACAAAUACGACACAUUAGCUAUUGAUAUCGGCGUCACAAAGCUUCCGUACUACACAGACAAGUCGAAGGCGAUUGAGACAGAAGGCCAGGAAUGGUAUCCGGAUAAGCCGCAUCACACUCAUCUAGUCGGCUUUGAUACCUUGACGAGGUUCUUUGGCGCGAAGUACUACAAGGACUUUGACCCGCCUUUCGCGGCUCUGAAUCCGUACUUUGAUGCUGGGCAUCGACUACGAGUCACACUACGCCCUGAUGAUGAUUACGGUACGGUUGAGGAGCAGAAGGCCUUUGCGAAGAAGCUUGAGCACGGAGAAAUGGCAAAAGAUGGCGGAAAGCCAGAAUGGGCGAAGCAAGUUGAGCUCGUGGCCCCCAAUCCGAAGGCCGGAGUAAGCAGUACGAAGAUUCGGAAGGCUGCCAAAGCCAAAGAUUGGGAGACGAUCAAACAGUUGUGCACUCCUACAGUCGCAGAAUGGGUCCAGCAACAGGAGCUAUACCGGGACGAUGACAGAGGAGCAAAGAUGGCAUGA
Messenger RNA from Cercospora beticola, 1027 nucleotides. RefSeq names its product nicotinamide-nucleotide adenylyltransferase (gene POF1). Lineage: Eukaryota; Fungi; Ascomycota; Dothideomycetes; Mycosphaerellales; Mycosphaerellaceae. The record is from RefSeq and is a predicted model, not a curated record. Gene Ontology annotation, molecular function: nicotinamide-nucleotide adenylyltransferase activity; ATP hydrolysis activity. Gene Ontology annotation, cellular component: cytoplasm; nucleus.